Molecule: messenger RNA, 891 nt
Organism: Caenorhabditis briggsae
Lineage: Eukaryota; Metazoa; Nematoda; Chromadorea; Rhabditida; Rhabditidae
Exons: 3
Coding region: 1-891 (296 amino acids)
Biological process (GO): transcription by RNA polymerase III
Cellular component (GO): RNA polymerase III complex
Source: RefSeq, a predicted model, not a curated record
AUGUCGUCGAUCAAAGAGGAGUUAAUCUGCGAGCAGGAAGCAGAAUCGCAAGUUUUGCAAAUCGCCGAAGCCGCCAUCGACGGAAUCGAUAUGGAUGGGUUGAAGAGUAUGACACCAGGAUUGACGGAAGAUGCCAGAUUAAAAGCCGUGAAUGCUCUUCUAAACUCAAAAAAAGUGAUUCUAGAGCAGAUGCCAGGCGGCGUCCUUCGAGUUAAAGUGAAUUCGAGUCAACAGAUUGCUGGAACCGAAGAGGAGCAGGCGAUUUACACCCUGAUCGAAGAAUCGAAAAAUCGUGGAAUUUGGAUAAAGGAACUUCGCGAAGGAACCGGACUCAACCAGCUUCAACUCAGAAAAACCCUGAAAUCCCUCGAAACCAAGAAACUGAUUAAAACUAUAAAAGCAGUUGGAUCAACGAAAAAGUGCUAUAUUCUCUUUGAUUUGGAACCGGAUAUGGCGUUGACAGGCGGUACAUUCUAUUCGGACCAGCAAUUGGAUUCGGAACUAAUCAAUACCCUAAUCAGUGUUUCUGGAUCCUACGCGGCGAGUCGGCGGAAGCUAGCGUUAGAGGAGUAUCCGAAUAAUAUUCAAAUGCAGAGAGAAACCAGCUAUAUUCGACCACAGGAGAUCGCUCAGUUCAUCACCGAAAAACGUUUGCUCAACGUUCCUCUCACCAUCGAAGACCUCGAAAGAAUUCUAGAAGUCGCCGUUCUAGACGGAACCAUCGAACGACGAGCCGAUGGCAAAAUCCGUGCGUGUGCUCCCCGUUCAAGCAUCUCUCCAUUGGUGUCUGUCCCGUGCGCUGUUUGUCCGGUUGUCGAAGACUGCCGACCUGGAUACGUGAUCUCACCACAGUCAUGCGAUUAUAUGAAAAAUUGGUUGGCCGAGUUGUGA